CUCCUCUACCAAGGGAGAUCCAGCAAAUGCCGACCGUAAACUUCGCCCGGAGAAGAUUCGGGAGUGGACCAGCUUUCCAGCCGAGCAGGCGUUGGUAUGGGAGGACCUGAUGGAUGCUGAAUUCGUGACGGAGCGUCACUUCACACCUUUGGUGGUUUUAAAGGAGUACGGAAAGGAGACCCGGCAAAGAAUGGUAAGCUCAGAGUUGGAUUUGGGCUACUUUGAACGACAGACCAUGGAGUCGCGCGUCUCCUCAGUCGUCGAACAGCUGCAUGCAGAUCAUCAACUCCGGCAAACUUUCUGCUUGAAUGGAAAAAUCUCUUUCGAAAACCAUGGCAAUACUUUGACGGAUGAUUCAAAUCUUGCUGCGGACAUGGACUCCCUUACCAUAACCCAGAAUAAUCGCUGUCGCUCUCAGCGUUUGGCAGCAAAAUCAAGCAGCGCUGGUCAGUCAGCGGAGCAGAGGAUGGGAGUCCAGCGAGCUGCACAGGUACGCAGUCCUCGGCCUCGAGCAGACCAGUUCUGUGUCUAUAACAAUGGACCAGACGAAAAGAUUCCAGCCUUCAUUGUUGAAUACAAGGCGCCUCACAAAGUCUCUUUAGCUCAUAUCAAGGCCGGCCUCCAAGAAAUGGACCUUGAUGAAGUCCUUCGCUUCCAAGAGAAAGAACCACCCGAAGAUAUCUGUCGUCGCAUUAUAGCGGCAGUCAUUACGCAAGCAUUCUCCUAUAUGAUCCAGGGCGGGCUAGAGUACGGUUAUGUGUGCACCGGUGAAGCAUUCAUAUUCCUCCGUGUGCCUCCGGACGACCCUGAAACCGUAUACUACUACCUAUCAGUGCCCGAGGAGGAUGUUGGACCGACUACGGGAUGGAUGGACGAGUCAAGUGGCGAGAAUCGACUACAUUUAACCGCAAUAGGCCAGGUAUUGGCAUUCACUCUCCGCGCUUUGCGAGUGCCCGUACGAGAUGUCACUUGGAAAAGCUGGGCAACGAGCAGACUGAAGACAUGGGAGAUGGUUUACGAUGUUCUUCUAGCUGAAAUCGAGGAGAAGGAUAUCCCUUCAUCUGAAUUCAAGCCGCCUACGCGAAGCCGGAAGGAGUACUGUCGUGUAUCUCCAGUAAAGACCAGGUCUAGGUCUGCGGCCAUUGCGUCCUGUAAUCCAUCGCGAGACUCGGCAUCGGCUAGCUCAGAUGACAGCGGAGACGGUUACGACCCCGACACACCGAGUCGACAACCUCAAGAGUCCCGCAUACUUCGCCCGCCACCUUCCUCCGCACCAGGGAGACAGGGGCCACAAGGUUCACGCUCGCAAGGCUCAUCACGGCAGUAUUGCACACAGGAGUGCCUUCAGGGCCUCGUUAAAGGCGGGGAUCUAGAUCUGAAGUGCCCUAACGUGUCCGACCAUGGUGUUGAUCGGCAUCGACUUAACCGGAAAACCUUGAUCCGGAAAUUGGACAAGCAGCUCUCCAAUGACAAGCUGCAUCCUGAUUCAAAGUUAGGAUGCGAAUCCUUGCACGUGCACGGGACGCGUGGCGCACUUUUCAAGAUCACUCUCCACUCCCACGGCUAUACAUUUGUCGGCAAAGGAGUGCCCGUGGAGUUUGUACAAAGCGCAAGACACGAGGAGCUUGUAUAUUCACGUCUUACUCCAAUCCAAGGAACGUCGAUACCCGUCUUUCUUGGCGGCCUGCCACUCCGUCGUCCGUUUUCUUACGACGGUAUUGCCGAAAUGGUCCACCUGAUUUGCAUGGGCUAUGCUGGAAAGACCCUCGUCCGACAGCGUGGUCUUGAUCCUGAUCAGAUGCUGCAACAAGCAGCCAAUUCGCUGCAAGCUGUUCAUGCGUUGGGUGUGCUACAUAGUGACCCGAUUCCCGGAAACAUAGUCUGGGAUGAGCGAAACGGCCGCGUGAUGUUCAUUGACUUUGAGCGCUCAAUAAUCCAAAAUGGACGACGCCUGCCACUGGGCGUCAUAUCGCCUAACAAAAACAGCAAGCAAGCCCCCCAGUCCUUCGACAUUAAGUGGAAACCGAAUAUGGACUGUUUUGAGCGAGAGCAAAGACGCAUGAUCAAUGGGUUGAGAUAGGUCUUUUUGUGAAGCUCAUCAGCUGCUAUUGGGGUUAUGAGGCGGAGCGCACCCUUAAAGAUUGUUACGAUGAUAUGACCUAACUUUGACGACAGAACUCUACAUACCCCCAUCAGUUUGGCGUUUGGCUUUCUCUUCUUCUUCUACUUUCCUCUUAUUGUUCUUCAUGUCCC
Molecule: messenger RNA, 2253 nt
Organism: Aspergillus welwitschiae
Lineage: Eukaryota; Fungi; Ascomycota; Eurotiomycetes; Eurotiales; Aspergillaceae
Exons: 1
Source: RefSeq, a predicted model, not a curated record